AUGGCGUGCCUGCCGUGCGACACCACCGACCCGAGGAUUGGCUGCACCUAUGCGUUGAUACCUAACAGGAUGUACGUAGCGACUGUAUCCCAUCAAUGCCAAACGACGAAUAGAGUUAGUCGGUUCGGUAGGGCCAUUUGCGAAGUCUUUUCGGAUGGAUAG
This is a messenger RNA of Bipolaris oryzae ATCC 44560, 162 nucleotides long. RefSeq lists its product as uncharacterized. The transcript has a single exon. The coding region runs from base 1 to 162 and encodes 53 amino acids. The record is from RefSeq and is a predicted model, not a curated record. Lineage: Eukaryota; Fungi; Ascomycota; Dothideomycetes; Pleosporales; Pleosporaceae.